UAGCUUAGCUUGCUAACCCCAAAUAUAAAUCACAGUCCUCUCCCUCUCCCCCUUAGUCCCCAUCUCUCUCUCUCCCUCUCUGUUGAUGCCAUAAUAAGAAAGAUAUUAAUAAUGGAGCAAAUUAGGAGCAAGGAGAGGAUUCUUUUCCUCCCAAUCUUAUUGUCUGUCUUUCUUCUUGUUGUGGGCAACUGCAAGAGCCAUGGCAUCAGGAACCAAGCUGCCGUCCUCGGCAGCUUCUACAAGGCCAAGCUGUUUGACAAGUCCAAGGGCAGCAAUAUCGAUACGAGUGAUUUCAAGCUAGCCACCUCGGACCUAGCCGUUGUCGGUGAUGCGGAUGCUGUCGACCUCCUUGAGCUGAUGGGACCUUUCGAUAAUGCGGGACUCAAGGAGAAUGACCGGAUCGGGAGACUGCCCGGUCAACCCCCAGUUCAGUUCAACCAGUACGGUGGCUAUGUCACCAUCGAUGCGUCCAAGGGCCGCGCAUUCUUCUAUUACUUUGUCGAAGCUGAGAAUUCGAAGGACUCUUUGCCUCUUCUCCUCUGGCUCAAUGGAGGUCCGGGUUGCUCAUCCCUGGCUUAUGGAGCAAUGCAAGAACUCGGACCAUUCCGUGUCCACAGCGAUGGGAAAACACUAUACAGGAACAAAUUUUCAUGGAAUAACGUUGCGAACGUUCUGUUCUUGGAGUCUCCGACAGGAGUUGGGUUCUCUUACUCUAACACGUCAUCUGAUUAUGCGACAAACGGGGACAGGAAGACGGCAUCAGACAACUAUAAGUUCUUGGUGAACUGGUUUAAGAGGUUUCCCGAGUACAGGGGACGGGACUUCUACAUUUCCGGGGAGAGCUAUGCCGGACAUUACGUGCCUCAGCUCGCACACCAUAUCCUGGCACUCAACAAAAGGGUCACCAAGAAUAACAUCAUCAACCUCAAAGGAAUCAUAAUUGGGAAUGCCGUGACCAACGACGUGACAGACAAUAUCGGGAUGUAUGAUUUCUUUGCGACUCAUGCACUGGUCUCUGAUGAGACCGUCCAGGACAUAAAGAAGUACUGUGACUUCUCACCAAAUGCGUCUGAUGAUGAAUCGUCCGAUCAGUGUAUCGCAGCAUCCAAUCAAGCUGGCUUAGAUGUCAGCGGCAUUGACAUUUACGGAAUCUAUGGUCCCUUAUGCCACAACUCCAACCUCACUUCCAAGCCCAACAAGGCUUCCGUUAUGAAGUACGAACCGUGCAGUGAUUACUAUGUGUACGCGUACCUGAACCUCCCUGAAGUGCAGGAAGCCCUUCACGCGAACGUGACCAAACUGAAGUACGACUGGCAGCCUUGCAGCAACGUGAUUACCAAAUGGGGGGACAGCCCAUCUACCGUAAUACCUCUCCUCCAAGAGUUCAUGGCCGGUGGCCUUCGAGUCUGGGUCUUCAGUGGUGAUACUGAUGGGAGGGUACCUGUCACGUCAACCAAGUAUUCUAUAAACAAGAUGAACCUUACCGUGAAGACGGCAUGGCAUCCUUGGUACAUGGCCGGCGAGGUGGGAGGAUAUACGCAAGUAUACAAGGGAGACUUUACAUUUGCAACGGUGAGGGCAGCAGGCCAUCAAGUGCCAAGCUACGAGCCCCAGAGAGCUCUUUCUCUCAUGACCCACUUCCUCUCCGGCACGCCUCUUCCCAACACCACCAGAUUUCUCCGAAGUUGAACUGAUCAAUUCAAUUAUGCGCCCAGUUCAUUAAUUUGCUUCUCAUUUCAUAAUUUUAAGGUGAGGGUCCAGCUCUAUACGUACGUAUGUACGUUGUUAAUAGCUGGGUGAGCGUGCUUUGAUAUAAUAUAUCAAGCAGCUCCUCCCAGAACUCAUAUAUAUGUGAAAUUAAUUGGUCAUUUGAAAAAGAAAAAAGUCAGAUAGCUAGCUUAUUCGACGAUUGUUUGAUAUUUUUUUCCGCUGCUUUAGAUGUCGUCUCAGAAUGUUUCCUUUGAAUGUACGGGACAAGAUCCAUAUCUAUAGCUCCCUGCUGGCAUCACACGA
Molecule: messenger RNA, 2013 nt
Organism: Punica granatum (pomegranate)
Lineage: Eukaryota; Viridiplantae; Streptophyta; Magnoliopsida; Myrtales; Lythraceae
Source: RefSeq, a predicted model, not a curated record